AUGGGUACCGGGCUUUUGGUUUCGGUUGAUCCAGAGGACAUCCUCCUCGAGGACGUCAAAGGUCUCACUCUCGAUCAAGUAGCCUACCUCGGGCACUGUCUCGUCGAAGUCACUCCAGAGACAUUCGACUCCAAUCUUGCAUUCCUGUGCCAGAAUUUCUCCAAACUUGAUAUAUACUUUGAUGUCAGGAAACUGAAAAGCUGGGACAAUGUCAUUGACGUUCUCAACAACGGGGCAUCCAAAAUAUUUGUCACUUUUGAGCAGCUCAAAGCUUUGUCGCAAGAGCCUACCAUUUCCCCCGAUCGCCUCGUAUUGACCAUCUCCCUUGUCAAUCCCAAAACCGAUAUCGGAAAGCUCAAGGCCUUUCUCGAGGAGAAUCCAAGAUGGAAGACUGCGGAAUGGGCGUUCGACGGCGACAAAGGAAACGAGUACGUGGACGCCGUGUUGAAAGAGCUGGAUAAUUAUCCUCCAAGUCAUGAUCAAACGAUAUUCGUGUCGGUUGCGAGCGAGACUGAAGGAAGGAAUCUGCUGCACGAGUAUCCGGGAAAUGCUCUGAUCAUCUCCUCCAAAAAGUUGACCUUCGAGCCUUCGAAGGAAGGAAACAAAGGCCUCAUACCUGCCGUGGAAUUGAUCGUCGCCGGUGCCACCGCGGACCGAAAGACCGGUCUCUAUGCAACCACGGUGGUUGAUGAGCGCGGUGUUGCGCUGGGUCUUGUUUGGAGCAGCAAAGAAAGCAUUGCCGAGGCGCUCAAGACCGGAACAGGCGUCUACCAAAGUCGAAAACGGGGGCUCUGGCACAAAGGUGCCUCGAGCGGAGACAUUCAGGAACUACUCAGUAUCGGCUUCGAUUGUGACAAAGACUGCUUGAUCUUUAGGGUCCAUCAGAAAGGGCAAGGCUUCUGCCAUCUUAGGACAAUGUCGUGUUGGGGCAAGGUUUCCGGACUCUCGAGAUUACAACGUACGUUGCAAGAACGCAAGAUCGAAGCCCCCCCAGGCUCAUACACUGCUCGACUUUUCAACGACCCCAAACUGGUCAAUGCCAAAAUCAAAGAGGAGGCAGACGAGCUUUGCGCAGCUACUUCAAAGGAAAAUAUUGCCUCUGAGGCGGCUGAUCUGCUCUUUUUCGCCCUUGCCAGAUGCAUCGCCGCGGACGUCACUUUGGAGGACAUUGAGAAGAACCUUGACCUGAAGAGUCUGAAAGUCAAGAGACGAAAGGGCGAUGCCAAACCCCAGUAUGUGGAAGAGAAGCCUGUUAAUGCAAUGUCACAACCCGAGGCCAACGGCGUCGAUGGGCUCAAAGAUGAAGAAGUUCAAGAGGCCGCAUCUGUUCCAAUGGCUCCCUCAGAUCCUGCUGGUGAGGCAGAAUCUGGUCGGAUACAACUGAAACGAUUUUCCACAUCACAAGCUUUCUCGGAUGACAUCCUCAAGGCUGCUCUACAACGACCUUCGCAAAAGUCGAACGAGAAAAUCAUGUCUCUUGUCCAUCCCAUUAUUGCCGACGUUCGUGCUAAUGGCGACGCUGCUGUCCUGAAGUAUACUCACAAAUUUGAGAAAGCCACUGGUCUGAAAUCUCCUGUACUAAAAGCACCCUUUCCUAAAUCGCUUAUGCAACUUCCCGAAGAGACCAUCAAAGCAAUCAACACCUCGUACGAUAACAUCCUCAAGUUCCAUGCUGCCCAGAAACCGUCAGCACCACUAGUCGUGGAGACAAUGCCUGGCGUGACGUGCUCCCGGUUUUCGAGACCGAUUGAGAAAGUCGGUUUAUACAUUCCGGGCGGCACUGCGAUAUUACCUUCAACAGCGCUCAUGCUCGGUGUCCCAGCCAUGGCCGCAGGAUGCAAGAACAUCGUCCUCGCAUCACCUCCAAGACCCGACGGAACCGUCACGCCGGAAAUCGUGUACAUCGCCCACAAAGUUGGAGCAGAAGCCAUCGUUCUAGCGGGCGGCGCUCAAGCUAUUGCCGCCAUGGCAUAUGGCACUGAAUCCAUUACUAAAGUCGAUAAAAUCCUUGGGCCUGGGAAUCAAUUUGUCACAGCCGCGAAGAUGAUUGUUAGCAACGAUACCUCCGCCGCCGUAUCGAUCGAUAUGCCAGCUGGCCCAUCUGAAGUGCUAGUUAUUGCAGAUAAAACAGCCGAUCCCGCCUUUGUGGCCAGUGACCUGCUCAGCCAAGCUGAGCAUGGCACUGACAGCCAAGUAGUCCUGAUUGCUGUUGAUCUGGAUGAGAAGCAACUUCAAGCGAUUGAAGACGAGGUGCACAAGCAAGCGUACGAACUCCCUCGAGUGGAUAUUGUUCGUGGCGCAAUCGAACACAGCGUGACUAUCUCGGUUGCCAGUCUCACAGAAGCUUUAAAAUGGUCGAACUACUAUGCUCCUGAACACCUCAUUUUGCAAAUCACUGACCCUCGCGUCGCAUUGCCUGAUGUUCAGAAUGCAGGGUCCGUCUUCCUUGGGGGUUGGACACCCGAGUCUGUUGGCGAUUACUCUGCUGGCGUGAACCACAGCCUGCCAACAUACGGCUACGCGAAACAAUACAGUGGUGUAAACCUCGGCAGUUUCAUGAAAAACAUUACCAGCAGCGAAGUCACAGAGCAAGGUGUUGGUGAAGUAGGUUAUGCAGUUAUGGAACUUGCAAGGUGUGAAGGCCUUGAUGCGCAUAGACGAGCCAUGGAAAUUCGGAUGGAGAAACUUGGACUCGUCCAGAACAACGUCUCGCAAUCGGGUAACACUCCAGCCAGCACUCAGCAAGAGGAGAAAAGACCCGAAGUUGAUGUUGAGUUACCAAAGUAG
Cladophialophora bantiana CBS 173.52 is the source of this 2787-nucleotide messenger RNA. RefSeq names its product histidinol dehydrogenase. The record is from RefSeq and is a predicted model, not a curated record. The coding region runs from base 1 to 2787 and encodes 928 amino acids. NCBI's taxonomy places the organism in Eukaryota, Fungi, Ascomycota, Eurotiomycetes, Chaetothyriales, Herpotrichiellaceae. The transcript has a single exon. Gene Ontology annotation, cellular component: cytoplasm. Gene Ontology annotation, molecular function: metal ion binding; NAD binding; phosphoribosyl-AMP cyclohydrolase activity. Gene Ontology annotation, biological process: L-histidine biosynthetic process.